AUGCGGCUAACCGGUGCCUUCUCCAAUAUACACAUGCUAAUGUAGCUAAGUAAUUCCUCAGAAACAUGCUAAUCCUCACCGCAGAGAUGCUAACAUGCUAAUGUUACUAUUUGUUUUCAUGUCUACAUGCCAAUGCUAAUUGGUAGCGUGACCAACUAAUGCCACUUGCCUGCAUCCAUUUCAACAUACUAAUUUAGUCAUGUGAUCUAGCUAAUAGUAUUUACAUCAACUCGCUAUGGUUGACGUGCUACUGUCAACAAUCUAAUCUAGCUAACAGGUUCCCACCCAGCGUGCUAAGCGGUUCCAUGUCAACAUGCGAAUUUAGAAAUGCUAUGUAGCUAGCUGGUUCCCGCCCAGCAUGCAAAUGCUGAUGUGUGAAUGCAAUUAACUGGCUCCAUGCUAAGGUAGCUAACACGGUUAAUAAAGUACAGAAUCAGACUGUUUUACAGUUAAUACAGCAAUAGCAAAUCUUUUUCAAAAUGUCCACUGAAGAGGUCCAGGUGGUGGUGUGACCCGUCGCCAUGGUGACGAUGCUGAUCCGCAUCCUGAUCCUUUGAUCCGCUGCUCAAGUCGUCGGGCCGGCAGGCAGGACACGCUCACUUGCCCGGGAUGCCGUUCCUUUGGCGGCGACUCAAAGUCCUCGGGUUCCUGUUGGUCCUGUGUGGCGCGUCGACGGACUCUGUGCCAACGCCGGCGGUCACAGGCCAUCCGCUUCCUGUCCUGUGGAUGCUUCCGGGGCCUUCGGGCGGGGGCGGAGCCAAUGCCAGCGCCGGCCUGACGCUGGCCGUCCGCAUGGCUCUCGAGGACCUCGAGAGACAACCGGCCCCCCUCGGGGAUUACCGCCUGCAAAUGGAAGUGAUACACACACAGUGUGACCUGUCAUCGUCCCUCAAAUCUCUCUUUGAUGCCAUCUGGGCGGGGCCAAAGUACCUGCUCCUGCUCGGAGGGGCGUGUCCUGCAGUGGCAACUCGGCUAGCUGGCGCUCUGCCAGCUCUCCGGAUGGUUCAGGUGUCUUACGGUAAUGAGGCGUCCCGGCUAUCCGGCGGGAAACGGCACGGGAACGUGUUCACCUUGGCGCCGUCGGGUCGAGCUGUCAAUCGGGCGGCCGUCGAGCUGCUGCGACGCUUCGGCUGGACGCGCGUCGGCCUAGUGGCCGGAGAGUCAUCCGCGGAGAUGACCGAGGACUUGAAGAGUCGGAUGACGAUGGCCGACGUCCGCCUGGUUUCCGUGACGACCCUCCCGGACCACAACUGCACGGGCCUCGUGGACAUGAAGGAACGCGACGUGCGCGUCGUCAUCGUCACUCUCGCCCAACCCGAAGAAGGUUCCCUCUCUCCGGUCUUCUGCUGCGCGUCCAGGCUGAAGAUGUUUGGUGCGCACCAUCAGUGGAUCGUGGCGGGCGCAGACCCAAGAUGGAGGCCCGGGUUUCAGGCUCCCGGCUGCACGUCCGAUGAGAUCGCCGCGGCGACGGACGGUGCCAUCUGGCUGCCCGUCAUGCGCGCGGGCCGCUCCGACACGCCGGGGGUGUCCGGACGGACUCCCGAAGAUUUCGAGCGGGCCUACCUGCAGAAGACCCGGCGCCACCCGGGCGUCCGGCCCGGGCCCCGCCACGCCUUGGCCUACGAUGCCGUGUGGGUGGCGGCCAAAGCUUUGAGUGACCUGACGGAGGCGCUCAAGCGUCGCCGCAAGUUCAGCAGAAACGCCGAGGUCACCGAGGAUGAAGCGGCCCGCGCCCUGAGGGACGCCGUCGCUCGCACCCACUUUGAAGGCGUCACGGGGACCGUUUCCUUCCAACACGGCCGCCGAAGCUCCUCCGUCGACGUCAUCCAGACUCAAGGCUCCGCCGGAGUCUUGGUGGGCCAGUUGGACAUGAAGACACGCGAGCUGCGAGUCUCCGAGCGUCUGCUGAAGUUCAAAGCUUCUUCGGCGCCCAAAGACGGCGUGGAAGUGCGCGUGGAGCGGCGCCGCGUCAGCAUCCUCAUCUACGGCGGCCUGUCCGCCGCGGCCACGGCAAUGGCCGCCAUCUCGCUGGGCGUCUUCUGCGUGGUGGCCGGCUGGCGGGCCCGAGAAGUGCCGCUGCUGAUGCUGACGGCCGUUUUCCUCUCCGCUACAUCCGUCAUAGCCGGAGGCCCUGAUGAUGACUUUCUGGGCCCCGAGACGACGCGCGCGCUCUGCUCGCUACGCGCGUGUUUGCUGGUGGCGUCUCACAGUCUGGCAUCAACGUCGCUCUUGGCCCAAACGUGGCACCAUUUGUCAGAAGGCAAGGUUCCAUCCGCCUACCGCCUGGCCUUGGUCUUGACCCCGGUGGAUGCGCUCCUUUUGUUGGCUUGGCAGACGCUGGCGCCUCUCGGGCGGGUGGAGAUGCGACACGGACCGCGGGGCGACUCCAUCCAUCCGGAUGUCAUCACGUGGAUUACGUCCCAACGCUGCGGCGGCAACGACAUGGACGCCUGGACCGCCGCCAUCUACGCAUACAAAGUGCCUCUCGUGGUGUGUGGGUGUUUGCUGUCCUUGCUGCUCCCCGACCGUCACGGAGCUAGCGGCGGUCCGUGUGUGUGGUGGUGCGCACGCGUGGGCACGGCAUGCGUGUUGUGGACGAGCACGUGGGCGGCCACGGCGCUGCCUCUGAUUUCCCACAAUCCUUCCCUGGACUUCUGUGCGCUCAACGUUGUGCUACUCGCCUGCGACAUCAUCGCGCUCGCCAUCACGUUACGAGGCCCGCUCAUCGACACGAACGUCAAGGACGGCGGGGUGGACGUGGGAGGCGGGGCCUGGGAGAAACUUAAUUGGCAGCUGCAACUUCAAAGUAUUGAGUUGGAUGCACAAAUCCACACGCUAAGCAUACAGCUUUGUGACAAGUGGCAAGCGCAGCUCGGCCAGCGGCAGACAGGAAGUAGCGUCACGACGUCACAUGAUGUCACCGAUAGCGACGUCAACUCGCCUGAGCUCAUGCGUCGGCGCAUGUCGCUCCAGCUCCCGAUUCUCCAUCUUUCCUACCUUCCCGCCAUCGGCGGCGUCAGUGCGAGUGACUCCGCCAACUUCGCCAGCUGGGACGCCGCGCUCACCAACACUUAGCAGACGACCGGCGGACAAAACCCAGUCAGCAAAAUUGGUCUGGCCCAGCUCUGGGGCAGACACGGCACGUACGCUCGGCCCACAUACCUCAAUGAAUGACGGUCCUGCAGUGGCCCACGUCUGGCAUCCGUGAUGUGGGCCGCAUUCGGCCCAGAUCUGAGCCGCAUUGUAAAACCAUAUCUGGCCCUACACCGACCCGACGCUGGGCCAGAACAGGUUCCUGAUAUCAGCCUGAAUUCAACCUCAAUUAAGCCACAUCUUUCAUGAACCAUAUUUGACCCACAUUAAAAAAAAGUCUCAAAAACGACUGUUAUAAAAAUAUGUUUAUUGUCAUAAUUUGU
This is a messenger RNA of Hippocampus zosterae (dwarf seahorse), 3416 nucleotides long. RefSeq names its product gamma-aminobutyric acid type B receptor subunit 2-like. The record is from RefSeq and is a predicted model, not a curated record. Lineage: Eukaryota; Metazoa; Chordata; Actinopteri; Syngnathiformes; Syngnathidae. Gene Ontology annotation, molecular function: G protein-coupled GABA receptor activity. The coding region runs from base 610 to 3075 and encodes 821 amino acids. Gene Ontology annotation, cellular component: G protein-coupled receptor heterodimeric complex; membrane. Gene Ontology annotation, biological process: G protein-coupled receptor signaling pathway; gamma-aminobutyric acid signaling pathway. The transcript has 16 exons.